Messenger RNA from Ylistrum balloti, 2594 nucleotides. Its product is annotated as single-stranded DNA-binding protein 3-like. NCBI's taxonomy places the organism in Eukaryota, Metazoa, Mollusca, Bivalvia, Pectinida, Pectinidae. The record is from RefSeq and is a predicted model, not a curated record. Gene Ontology annotation, molecular function: single-stranded DNA binding; protein binding. Gene Ontology annotation, biological process: positive regulation of transcription by RNA polymerase II. The coding region runs from base 1 to 1296 and encodes 431 amino acids. The transcript is spliced from 20 exons. Gene Ontology annotation, cellular component: nucleus.
AUGUACGCCAAAGGGAAAGGAUCGACUGUACCCUCUGAUGCACAGGCAAGAGAAAAGUUAGCCCUUUAUGUAUAUGAAUACCUACUCCAUGUCGGAGCACAGAAAAGUGCACAGACGUUUUUAUCAGAAAUACGAUGGGAAAAGAACAUAACAUUAGGGGAACCGCCUGGGUUUCUACACUCCUGGUGGUGCGUGUUUUGGGAUUUAUACUGUGCAGCACCAGAAAGGCGGGAAACUUGUGAUCACUCAAGUGAAGCUAAAGCAUUUCAUGAUUAUGGUUUUGUAAAUUCAGGGUAUGGGGUAAACGGUAUAGCACAUAAUGCAGGCCCAGCACCUAGUCCGCUGGGACAGAUGCCCCCUCAGGACGGGAUGCCAGGAGGACCAAUGCCCCCAGGGUUUUUUCCGCCUCCAGCUUCCCAGCCGUCCCCCCAUUCACAGCCUCAACACAACCCCGGGAUGAUGCAGGGCCAACCUAAUCAACAGUUUAUGUCACCACGAUAUCCAGGUGGUCCAAGAGGUCCAGGGUCGGUGCGAUUACCUAAUCAAGUAGACUUCAAUAACAGCGGCACAGGCCAGAUGCCAAUGGGAAACAGCAUGGAGCCCAGACCAGGACAUCCUGGUAUGGGGCCAAUGCCGAGAAUGGGGCCCGGGGGACCACGCAUGCCUGGGCCUAUGAACCCAUACGACUCAUUACCAAACUAUGCGGGUGGUAUGAGGGGGCCUCCCCCUAACAGUAUGGGCCCAGGAGGUCCAGGACCUGGCGGCAUGCCACCAAUGUCUAUGCCAGGGCCAGGGGGACAAGGAAACAGACCAUGGCCACCCACAACAUCAUCUAUUAACUAUUCAUCAGCAUCGCCAGGUAGCUAUAAUGGUCCUACUGGAGGAGGACCACCCGGUACACCAAUUAUGCCCAGCCCACAAGGAUCCCAAGGACCAUUCUCACCAGCAAGCCAUCAACGAAUCGGGUCAAGACCAGAUGAUGUAGAGCCUCAAAAGAUGCUGUGUUUAGAUUCUACGAAUUCAGGGGACGGGAUGUAUGGAAUGAUGAAGGGUCCAGGGCCCGGAGGAAUGCCUGGGAUGCCGGGGCAGUUUCCUAAUAUACCAGGCGGGCCAGAUGGACAAAUGGGGAUGGGGCCAGAAAUGGGAUCGGUGAUGAAUGGUGGUGAUAUAGAUGGUAUGAAGAACUCUCCAGCAAAUGGUCCCGGCACUCCAAGGGACGAUCUGCCACCCGUGAGCGGGGCUGUGUCAGGGGACAUGGGUGGCUACCCGAGUCUAGGCUACCAAGAUAAUUGGUGAAUGCCUACAUGUUAGGAGCAUUUCAAAGUUCGGUUAUCAAGGGACACAACUCACCUGGCAGCCAUAUUGAAAAACGAUUGCUCAACCGGCUCGGGAUUAAGACAAGUGGAGAAGAUGUGGAUAUUUGUGGGAGUGACCAAGGGAGGGGCCACUCACUGACCGUGGUAAAGUCCAGCUGUGUAAGCCAUUACAUUCCCAUCACUUUCUUUGCUGAGUGUUCUAAUGUCCCGCCAGGAAUCUGUGUCUGCUGGCAGCUGCCAACCCUUGAAUUGCAGUGGACUGGUCCACAUCUUUACAAUGGAUUGGUUUAUUGUGGUUAAAGGGGUGUUUGGUUCAAAAUAUCUUGGUGUGCUGUCACCUUGCCACCCUUUUACUGCGGUUGACUUGUCCAUUUAAUGCUAUUGGAUUAGUCUAUUGCAGGUUUAAGGAGGAUGUAAGGUUUACCGAUGAAUCUUUGUCUACAGUAAGCUCACUACCCUUGCAACUGCCAUGGACAGGUCCACAUCAAUCCAUGGGAUCAGUCUAUUGCAAGUGUAAGGGAUGUUUGUUAGGUUUAUCUGAAAUAAACCCAUACAAUUAUGUCUCAAUUUGUAUAAAUUAUGUGCUAAUAAAAGCUGUGCUGUUCAGCAAGUUGUCAUAGUUCAAACAUGCAUCAGUAUGUUUAAUCUAAUGUGACACUCACUGAACUGACUUUGGUAGGCACUCUGGAUACAUCCAGAUGGAUGUUUUCAAACCUAGCAUUGUUUAGUACAGACACAGGUUCCACAACAGGGACUUGCUGGAAAAGUAAAAUAUGUGUUCAACGAAAACCAAAAACAUGCUGGAAUUCCAUGUUAAGGUUAUUUUAUUAAUCUUCUAAAUCUCUAUAUUUACUGUGGAAAGCUACAAUAAAACCAGUGACAGGUUGUUGUUGUUGUUUGCAAAUAUUUUUAUCAAUGUGUUCAUGUACCUCUUGUUUCUUUGGUGACCAUUGGUUGCUAUGGAUACAGUGCAUAAAAUUUUUUUAACGACACAGUUGGACCCAAGUUGUCAGUGUCAUUGUCCAGCAAUUCUGGUGGUCAGUUUGUUAUACUAUGGGGGGGUGGACAAUCUGCAUGUUUUACUUAAGUAUGUGACUGGUCGUUAUGAAAGCCAGCAUCAUUUAAUUUGUAGGUUGUUUGUAGUUGUACAUGUAUUUGACAGAAAAUUAUAAUUUCUCAGAAAAAUUAUUCUUUUAAAUCAUUUUUUCACUUCAUGUGAAAAUUCAUAUUUUCUCUUAAACAUAAAAUAGAUUACGAAAUGAUCAUGAACAAGUUCCC